GAUCUGUGUGGUUUUAUUUGUGCUGUGCUAUUAUUUUACUAUUGUGGAUUCUAUGUUGAAUAUGCAUUUAGAGAUUGACGUCCAUAUAAAAGCGACUUUGUAGUUAUACGUAAGGCAUUGAAGUAGCUGUAUCGUAUUCUGUCGGUUCGAUGCAUUCAGUGUUUGCGCGGUUUGUAGGCUAAACGUUAUUUGGCACCUCUGCCGCGGUUACGAACCACGCGAUUAAUUACUUCAAUGGCAGCGCGUGACAUUGUCUCCGGAGUCGCGUAUCUGACUGGGAAUUUUGUGAAUAUCAGAGGGAUAUCCCAGCAUUAUUAUUCUCCACAUGGUUAUGGCUACGGUGGGAGCUGUUAAGGUAGGUUAACUCACUGUGAAGUCUCAGCUAAAGCAGAGAACUGAUGACGUUAGGUUGAAUGACCAAUCGGAAGGCGCUGCCCUUUGGAGACAAACCAUUUUACUUGUAGUGGCUGCAUCAAGUCUGGAAGCAAGGACUCAAAUUUAACAGAAUCCACCUUAAAAUCUCUGCCUUUACUCAAGCCCACCUUCCACCAUACCGCGUGAGAAUUACAGGACAAAAAGGAUAAAUUGUGGAGGUAAUAACGCAAUAUCUCCUAACCAAGGAGAGAAAGAAACGAACACAACGAAAGGACUCAUUUGGACUUCAGAGAUAGGGGGUAAGUGCUCUCAAAGCAGAAAAUUUGAUGAUGACCAUGACUACGAUGGCUGACGGUCUGGAGGCUCAAGACUCGUCAAAAUCUGCUUUCAUGGAGUUUGGACAGCAAUCGCACUCACAACAGAGCUCCCCGUCGAUGGCCGCCAGCCAUUAUCCGCUCCACUGUCUUCAUUCUGGGUCUCAUCAUCAUCAUCAGCACGACAGCUCUCCGUACUCCGGCUCGAACUCCUAUAACAGGUCGCUACCUUACUCCUAUGUAAGCCAUCCACACCACAGUCCAUACCUGCCGUCCUACCACAGUAACGCCAGCGGAGCACAGACCAGGUUAGACGCCACAGAACAGCAGAAAACAACAGUGAUUGAAAAUGGAGAAAUACGUUUCAACGGAAAAGGCAAAAAGAUCAGAAAACCGAGGACGAUUUAUUCCAGUUUGCAGCUCCAGGCACUAAAUCACCGUUUCCAGCAGACUCAAUACCUGGCUUUACCAGAGCGCGCGGAACUGGCUGCCUCUCUCGGGCUCACACAGACACAGGUAAAGAUAUGGUUUCAAAACAAAAGGUCCAAGUUCAAGAAGUUGUUAAAACAAGGCGGCAACCCUCACGAGAGUGACCCUUUGCCCGGCUCCAUCGCCCUGUCCCCGCGCUCUCCAGCCAUUCCUCCUAUCUGGGACGUCUCAGCCUCCUCUAAAGGAGUAAACAUGUCUGCUAACAGCUACAUGCCCGGUUACUCACACUGGUACUCGUCGCCUCAUCAGGACGCCAUGCAGAGAUAGGCAACUAGCCCCUUUUUAGGCCAGAGGCCUUGAUGUUGACAUCCUGUCUUCGCCCAGUUCACGUGCGCUAGGACGCACAUUGUCAUCGGCUUAACUUCCUUAAUAGAGACCUAUUCUGGCAUAUUAAGGGGACGAUUUCUUUUGAAGGAUGAAGAUGUGGUGUGGCGAAGGUCAACAAUGGAACUAACUGUCGGUAGCAUCAUAAACAGAUUGAUUAAAAAUCUGUUCUCACGUUUGACUCUAAUCAAACACAUUCAUCGCCAACAUGAAAUCGGAACAGGAAGCUAAACGUUUUGUCACAUCACACGCGCACGCACGCGCUUGAGUCGCAUUUGAAAACGAACUCAAACCUCUUGGGUAGAUGUUUCUGAUCAUGCAAAAGCAAGCAAUUUGAUUGUAAAUAUAUUGUCCGAUUUUAGUUGUUAAAAACUUUUUAUGUUUUGUCAUAAAUGGAGUAAACAUGACUUCAAGUAACGUGUCGUGCUUUUUUUCUUUU
Messenger RNA from Onychostoma macrolepis, 1941 nucleotides. It is a transcript of the gene dlx6a, whose product is annotated as distal-less homeobox 6a. The transcript has 3 exons. Gene Ontology annotation, molecular function: RNA polymerase II cis-regulatory region sequence-specific DNA binding; DNA-binding transcription factor activity, RNA polymerase II-specific. The record is from RefSeq and is a predicted model, not a curated record. NCBI's taxonomy places the organism in Eukaryota, Metazoa, Chordata, Actinopteri, Cypriniformes, Cyprinidae. Bases 702 to 1445 code for a protein of 247 amino acids. Gene Ontology annotation, biological process: embryo development; regulation of transcription by RNA polymerase II; cell differentiation.